AUGGAGAUCGUCACAAUCUUAUUCCUCAUCGUCAUAUCUAUCUCCUUCUCCGUCUUCCUUAAACUCAUCUUCUUUUCCCCAACCCACAAACUUCCUCCCGGCCCAUCUCGUUUGCCGGUCAUCGGAAACAUCAUAUGGCUUAAGAAAAACAGCUUCUCCGAUUUCCAAGGCGUCCUCCGUGACCUAGCCUCACGUCACGGACCUAUCAUAACACUCCACGUAGGAUCCAAACCUUCAAUCUGGGUCACCGACAGGUCACUCGCUCACGAAGCGCUUGUCCAAAACGGCGCCGUUUUCGCCGACCGUCCUCUCGCUCUCCCCACCACCAGAGUCAUCACAAGCAACCAACACGACAUCCACUCCUCCGUCUACGGCUCUCUCUGGAGAACCCUUCGCCGGAAUCUCACAUCCGAAAUCCUCCAACCGGCGCGUGUGAAAGCCCACGCGCCGUCGAGGAAAUGGGCUCUCGAGACCCUCGUCGAGCUACUCGAAUCGGAGCAGGGAGAGAAAGGGCAUGUCUCCGAUGCCUUGGAUCAUCUCCGUCACGCGAUGUUCUGUUUAUUGGCUCUGAUGUGUUUCGGCGAGAAACUGAAAAGAGAAGAAAUCAGAGAAAUCGAAGAAGCUCAGUACCAAAUGCUCAUAAGCUACACCAAAUUCAGCGUCCUCAACAUCUUCCCAAGCGUGACCAAGUUCUUGCUCCGACGAAAAUGGGAAGAAUUUUUAAAUCUGCGGAAAUCUCAGGAGAACGUCAUACUCCGAUACGUUAACGCUCGGAGCAGAGAAACAGCCGGAGAUGUCCUCUGUUACGUCGAUACGCUGCUGAGUCUAGAGAUUCCGACGGAUGAGGAAGAGGGGAAGAAGAGGAAACUGAGUGAAUCGGAGAUCGUGAGCCUGUGCUCGGAGUUUCUAAACGCAGCGACGGAUCCGACGGCGACGGCGAUGCAGUGGAUCAUGGCGAUCUUGGUGAAAUACCCAGAGAUACAGAGGAAGGUAUACGAGGAAAUGAAGAGUGUUUUAGCCGGAGAAGAAGAAAAUAGAGAAGAGAUCAGAGAAGAGGAUUUGGGGAAGCUGAGUUAUCUCAAAGCUGUGAUCUUGGAGUCGCUAAGAAGACACCCUCCUGGUCAUUACUUAUCUUACCAUAAGGUCACAAACGAUACCGUUUUAGGUGGAUUCCUCGUUCCGCGCCAAGGUAUAACCAUGCACAAAUAA
Molecule: messenger RNA, 1209 nt
Organism: Thlaspi arvense
Lineage: Eukaryota; Viridiplantae; Streptophyta; Magnoliopsida; Brassicales; Brassicaceae
Source: the annotation of a GenBank genome assembly